Molecule: messenger RNA, 2588 nt
Organism: Brassica napus (rape)
Lineage: Eukaryota; Viridiplantae; Streptophyta; Magnoliopsida; Brassicales; Brassicaceae
Product: BTB/POZ domain-containing protein NPY5-like
Exons: 5
Coding region: 637-2364 (575 amino acids)
Molecular function (GO): protein binding
Source: RefSeq, a predicted model, not a curated record
AAAGUGUUUCUUUAAGAAAAAAGAGAGAUGAUGAAAAGGAAAGAAGAAAACAUAGCCUGGAAAGAAGGUAAGUUUGUCUGAAGAGAAGGGGGCACUCAAGUAAGUGGCCUUUGUCAGAUUUCGCGUGGAUUUCUACAGAACAACCUUUACUCUUUUCUCUCUCUCAAUCUCUCUGGCCUCUUCUUCUUUCUCUCUUUCAGCUCUGUUUGGCUCUUUUCUCCUUUAAUUUCAAAGAAAAAUAGCAUCAGUGUUUUUAUAACGAGAGGUCACUGUUUGAUCUCUUGAGAAUAAUCUUUUAUCAUAAACUCUGAUCCUGGGUCGUCCUCAACACAAAGAAAGGCUUCUGCUUUGUUUUUCUGGGUUUGUAGCGCCAUUUAGUGUUCAUGGGUUUAAAGUUCAAGAACAGAGCGCAUUCAUACUUUUGAUGUUACCAUUGGAUUAUCAGUAGAUUUUGGUGGUGGCUCCUAUCAAGAGACUUUGCAGAAAAAAACAAGAAAGUGUUCUCUUUGAGAUGUGAGUAAGAGACCCUUUCACUUCAAGAGUCUUUGUUCCUCUGUUUCUAACUCCGCAGAAGCGUUUUGAGAGAGUGUAAACACAUUUUGAGUCUUUUUAAACUCUCUUUGAGAUCUCAACAUCAUGAAGUUCAUGAAACUUGGAUCCAAACCUGACUCCUUUCAGUCUGAAGGAGACAAUAUUAGGUAUGUACCAAGUGACUUAGCAACAGAUGUUAUUGUAAUCAUUGGAGAUGUCAGGUUCUAUCUCCACAAGUUUCCAUUGCUGUCCAAAAGCGCACGCUUGCAGAAACUAAUCGCAACAACAUCAUCAUCCAACGAAGACAAUGAGAUUCAUGAAGAAGAUGAGAUUGAAAUAGCAGAGUUCCCUGGUGGUCCUGCUUCGUUUGAGAUCUGUGCUAAGUUCUGUUACGGUAUGACCGUUACUCUAAACGCUUACAACGUAGUCGCUGCUCGCUGCGCAGCUGAGUUUCUUGAGAUGCACGAAACCGUCGAAAAGGGAAAUCUUGUUUACAAGAUUAAGGUUUUCUUGAACUCGAGCAUACUCCAAACAUGGAAAGAUUCCAUCAUCGUGCUUCAGACCACAAGAGCUUUGUCUACAUACGAUGAAGAGUUGAAACUAACGGGGCGUUGUCUAGACUCCAUCGCUUCUAAAGCUUCGAUAGAUACUUCGAAAGUCGAAUGGUCUUAUACUUACAGCAAGAAGAAGAAUCUCGACAACGGGUUGGGAAAGCCACAGGCUGUUCCUAGAGACUGGUGGGUGGAGGAUCUUUGCGAUCUUCAUAUCAGUUUGUAUAAACGAGUGAUCUCUACGAUAGAAGCAAGAGGGAGAGUUUCAUCUGAUGUUAUAGGUGAAGCAUUGCACGCGUAUGCGAACAAAAGGGUUCCAGGGUUCAGCAAAAGUAGUAGCUCCGUACAGAUCACUGACGUUUCUAAAUACAAAGCUUUGGUUGGUUCAAUCAUUGAGCUGAUUCCUGACGAGAAACAAAGCGUCUCUUCGAGUUUCUUGACUAGGUUACUGCGAGCUUCCAUCUUUCUUGGCUGUUAUGAAGAGACAGGGUUGAUGAACAGAGUGGGCGAGCGUCUAGAUGAGGCGAGUUUAGGUGAUGUUAUGCUCUAUGAUGUUGACUUGAUGCAGAGCUUAGUUGGAGUUUUCUUGAAAUGUCAUCACUCUGAAGAGGAUGAUAUAAAGGCGAAAGCAUCGGUUGCAAAGCUUGUUGAUGGCUAUUUAGCUGAGAAGUCGAGGGAUUCAGAUAGUUUGACACUUCAGAAGUUCUUAUCACUUGCGGAGAUGGUCUCAAGCUUUCCAAGACAGUCUCAUGAUGGAGUUUAUUGCGCUAUCGACAUGUUUCUUAAGUUACAUCCAGAGAUUAGCAAGAGUGAGAAGAAGAGGCUAUGCAGGCUAAUGGACUGUAGAAAACUAUCGGCAGAAGCUUGUGCGCACGCUGUCCAAAACGAGAGGUUACCUAUGCGAGUGGUGGUGCAAGUGCUCUUCUUUGAACAGGUAAGAGCUAACAGCAACGGUUCAUCAUCGACCGGGGACAGCACUCCAGAGAUCACUCCAGCUUCGAGAUCAACGAACACUGAAGACGACAGAGAGAGUUGGGACACUGAAGAUAUAAAAGCAUUGAGAGGAGAGUUAGCAAGUCUAAGACUGACCAAGAAUCAACAGCAAGAGAAUAGUAAAGGGAAGCUGGUGAAAGGAGGAGGGCUGGGAGUUUCUAGAGUGUUCUCUAAGCUUUGGUCUAGUAAAGAGAGAGGUGGAGAGAUGAUGAGUAGCUCAGGGACUUCGAGUCCUGGUUCUGUUAAUGAUGACUCCAAGUCUUCUUCUUCCACAAGCAAAAAGCAUUAGAGGAAGCAGAAACAAGAAAACAAGAUUUUUAGGUUGCCAAAAUGUUCAUGCAAUGACUAACUCUUUUCACUUUGUCAGAUCCAACUUCUCAUUUUGUUGUAUUUUGAUUCUCUUUGUGGUUUUCUUCUUCCUUAAAGUGGGUAUGAUGGUUAGAUCGGUUUUAAAAUGGAAUUGUUAAAAAUGGUUCUUGAAAUAAUAAUAAAAAGAUGGUUGUUAUAAAUCAA